Cajanus cajan (pigeon pea) is the source of this 1511-nucleotide messenger RNA. RefSeq lists its product as uncharacterized. Gene Ontology annotation, cellular component: membrane. The record is from RefSeq and is a predicted model, not a curated record. Gene Ontology annotation, molecular function: zinc ion binding; ubiquitin-protein transferase activity. NCBI's taxonomy places the organism in Eukaryota, Viridiplantae, Streptophyta, Magnoliopsida, Fabales, Fabaceae. Gene Ontology annotation, biological process: protein ubiquitination.
GGUGAGUGGUGGUACCUUUUUGAACCCACGCUUGCACCACUCUUCUCUUUACCUUGUCCUUUUCUCUUCUCUCUCUCCUCUCUCUCUCUCUCUCCCAACACACUACAAACUACACCCCCUACAGUCUCUCUCUCUCAAAAAUGGUGGACCACUUCAUUGUUUGCAUUGAUCAGAUUAUAGCUUCCUCGGCCUGUUUUGGAUCAGUGAAUGGGAAACAGUGUGAUGGUGUUGACCCAUUAAUCCCCGUUUCUGGUAAUGGUGGAGAAGGGUGUUCCUCUUCUUCAAACAAUGGUGAUGUUGUUGUUGAGUGCAGAAUAUGCCUUGAAGAAGAUCAAGCCCAAGCCAUGGAGGCCCCUUGUUCUUGUAAUGGCACUCUCAAGUUUGCUCAUAAGAAGUGUAUCCAGAGAUGGUGCAAUAAGAAAGGAAAUACGAUAUGUGAAAUCUGUAAUCAGGCAUUUUCACCAAAUUAUUCUCUUCCACCAGUCAGAAACAAUGCAAUUAUGGCAAUUGAUAUAAGGCAAGAAUGGGGGCAUAAUGCUGGUCUCCAUGUGGCUCUAACUUCAGCAGAGGACCAGUUGCUGCAAACUGAAUAUGAAGAUUAUGCCAUGUCAGAAACCAGUAGCAUUGUUUGCAUUCGCUUUGUCACAUUUAUUUUGCUGAUAGUUUUACUUGUACACCAAGCUUUGAUGGUCGCAAAGAACUCUGCAACUGGGCUAGAAGCAUCAAUUAUCUUUAACUUUGAGAUGCCACUCCUUCAAUUUGCUGGUGUUCUUUUGCCAUGCUAUGCGAUAGCUCGUUCCUGGUAUGUCAUACAGAACCGGAGGAGAAGACAAGUCAUAGGUUAAGAGAUGGAAAAUAGAUGAUGUUAUCUUGGUUGGCUGUCACAAAAAUGAAGCAGUUACAAACAGACGCAGCAUGCUUUUGUUUGUCAGACUAACAUAUUAGUUGUAUAAAGUAUCACAAAACGAAGUUAUCUUUCUAAGCAAUUUUCUGCUUUUAUUUCUUCCCGUGGAAAAGGAAAGUAAGAGCAUAUUUCAAGCGUGGUGCACUACACAAUCGUGAAUAUUGGCGUUUGGUUAGGGGUGAAAUCAGAAAUUUCUUCAGGGCCAAAAUAACUGAUAGGUUCUAUAUGUUUUACAACGAUGUAUUUUCAUCCAUCCUUAACGUUAGUAGUAAUGAUAUCAAUUAUUUUCAUGGCUUGAUAUUUUGGCACAUCAAACUCAUGAUGCACCAGUUUACUAUUUCUAAUCUUCAUCACAGAAAAAUCUUGGAUGAAAUUUCUGCGCUAGCAGAUAUAUCUGCCAUAAAGAAUUUUGUAGCAGUAGGAAUAUUUAGAAUUUAUAUAGUUUUGCUCAGUGCAAUAAGCUUUCUGUAUAUUGAAGUUAUAAUUUUCUUUCAAGGUUCAAUUGUUUAUUUGUAAACAUUGAUGAGAACAGAUUAUACCAUAGAAUGCAAGUGUUUGAUAACUCAUGUGAUACCACUUGACGAUAAUCUACAAAAAUAACUAUUAG